Messenger RNA from Akanthomyces muscarius, 1389 nucleotides. RefSeq lists its product as uncharacterized. The coding region runs from base 1 to 1389 and encodes 462 amino acids. Lineage: Eukaryota; Fungi; Ascomycota; Sordariomycetes; Hypocreales; Cordycipitaceae. The record is from RefSeq and is a predicted model, not a curated record. The transcript has a single exon.
AUGGGCGCUUUCAAGAACCCCUCCAUCGCCGCCCUCCAGAGUCGCAGCCGCUUCUGCGAGGGCUCCAUGAACGACCGCGCCUCGGCCGCGCCGCCCGUCCACUUCCUCGGCCCCGAGGCCCUGGCCGCUCUCGAACAGCCCGUGCCUCUUCCCGCGAGCGGCAGCAGUGGCAGCAGCGUCGGCAACGGCAACAAUCCCCGAGCGAGCCAGGAUGCCGGCAGCAACAGCGGCGGCUUCUCCCAGACGUGGUCCCGCAAGACGGGCAGCAGGCUCUUUGGGCAAGUCUGGGAGGGCGUGCGCGACAAGCUUCGCCUGCGCAAAGACGACAACAGCAGUAGCGGCUCGAGCAAGACGCCGGCGGCGGCCAUUUCCGCGGCCAAGACGACAACGGCCGUGACGACGACAACGGCAGAGCACAUACCCAUCUUCACAGACCCGGCGGAGCGCGACGGCCCUCCCGCUUCACGCACGCGCAGCAAGCUCGCCCACCCAGCAGCACCAGCACCAAUCGACAUCCCGUCCUCCGCCUCCAUGGAUGCUACUACGGCUGCCGACUUCAAGUUCACAGGCUUCCAGACCGCGCGGCCGUCGCGGGACGAGGUCCUCGCGAGCUACCAGCAGCUCAUGGCCGGCGGCUUCUUCCAGGCGCACGCCAUCCACUCCAGCCGACACGGCCUCGCUCGACCGCCACAGCCGCCACCACCGAUGCCAGGCACCAGCCUGCCCGCACAAUCUACGUCCAUGCGGCCCGCGACCGCUCGCGCAUCCUCGCCGCCGCCGCAGUGGCCGCUCGCCUCGCCUUCAUACACGGCGGCGGCGGCGGUGCAGUCCCCCACAAGCGUCUCCUCACGGGGCACCAAGCGCGCGGCCGUAAACGAGUCCGACGACGACGAGAGCAUGCACGAAGCCGACGACGGCGACGACGCUGGCGUCUACGACAAGGAGAACCAAGCCCCGCCGCACCCCAACACCGUCCACGACAAGAAGCGUCUCCGUCGCAGCAUCUCCCGCGAGAGCCUCUUCCUCCCCAAGAUCCGCUCCUCUUCUUCCUCGCGCCGCAGCCUCUCCACCUCCUCGCACGCCCUCAUCCCUCCCGCCGCGACCAACAAGCUGCAGAAGCGCCGCCCGCACGCCAACAGCAAGUACCAGGACCACCAGCAGCAGCAGCAGUACGUCAGGGCCGCGUCGCGCCCCCGCCACGUUAGCGACGGCGGCGGGAGCGCGCGCGUGCUCCGCGGUCGCCCUGCGGCCGCCGAGGCGAACCGCUCGAUGCGCGUGGUGCCCGAUGAGGGCCGCGGCAUCCCCAGCGUGCCCGCCAUCCCGGCCAAGUUUACGUAUGGAGAGGAUCGGCAGAAUAACGGUCCCUGGAGAGGACUUCGAGUGCGUUGA